AUGGAUUUUAAUCGGAUUGUUGACAAGCUGGAGUCGACUGAUUGGUCAUUGAUAAUGAAUAUGGAAGAUGCUAACGAGGCAGCUGAUAAUUUUUACACAAUCUUAGAAACGGCAAUAAACGAAAACACAAGUUAUGUGGUGCCCAAACGGUCAGAUCGAGUUAUAAAGCCAUGGAUAACUCCAGGCUUAAUGAGAUGCCAAAAACACCGUGACAAUCUGCAUCUCGAAGCCAGGAGAAACCCUUAUAACACAUUUAUCCAAAUCACUUAUAAACGAUACAGAAACUUCCUUUACGCGCUACAACGAAAAUUAAAGACCGAAUACGAGAAUAAUCAAAUUCAGCAAAAUAAAGAUAACCCAAAAAAGUUGUGGAAAUCGCUCAAAAAUAUAUGUAAUCUCACACGUAACACUACCGAGGCUACUGAAUUGUUGUCCGUAGACAAAGACCCUGAUUCUUCUUUAAACGCUUGUAACGAGUACUUCACUAGAGUUGGCAGAGAACUGGCAGAUGACACGCUCAGAAGAUUAAACACCCAAGAAGACCUGUUAGCUGCAGAAUACAAACCAAGAGUGCUUUGCAAGGACUCCCUCUUUCUGCAGCCAACGGAUCCUUAUGAAGUUGGUACGCUUAUUGACCAGCUAAAAAACGAUACUGCACCGGGGGGCUUACCUGAUACGGACCGCAUCCACUACUACGUCGCCUUGGCGCCGGUAGCCGGUUGUCUCGUCAGAAUGCUGGACCCUGGACUCCCUGCUGAUCAUUUGAAAAAAGCGACCAAAGCGGUUGUGUACGAGCCUUUAUUUCGCAUCGACGGUCUUGAGUUCAUGUUGGGAAGAUCUAAAGACAAGCAAUUCUCAUUUUAUGACUAUCCUGACGAUGUUACAUCAGACGAACUGAAGGCUUUCGAGGCUGUUGUGAAUCGUUUACGGGUGGCACGCGAGGCCGUGGUAAAAGUCAAUUCACCCGGCUCUAGCGGGACGCAAUCUGAGCUGCUCUGCACUAUCUGCUAUGCAAGACCUGCGGACACUGCGUUUGUGCCUUGUGGACAUCACUCUUGUCGGCCGUGUAUAAUGCAGCAUCUUCUGAACAGUAAGCAAUGUUUCUUCUGCAAGGCUGACAUCGAAUCGGUACGCGAAAUAGAACCUGCGAAUAAUUGA
Molecule: messenger RNA, 1158 nt
Organism: Parnassius apollo (apollo)
Lineage: Eukaryota; Metazoa; Arthropoda; Insecta; Lepidoptera; Papilionidae
Source: the annotation of a GenBank genome assembly